Saccharomycopsis crataegensis is the source of this 1152-nucleotide messenger RNA. Its product is annotated as Gfd2 protein. The transcript has a single exon. Gene Ontology annotation, cellular component: nucleus. Lineage: Eukaryota; Fungi; Ascomycota; Saccharomycetes; Ascoideales; Saccharomycopsidaceae. The coding region runs from base 1 to 1152 and encodes 383 amino acids. The record is from RefSeq and is a predicted model, not a curated record.
AUGGGCAGAAACAAUAUCAAGUUCGCCUCCAGAAGGGAGGUCGACAUCCCGUAUAGUAAGCUUGCAGGAGUGAACUUGGAUUACGUGCUACAAGAUUUAUUAGUGGAUAUAAACAACGCCCCCGAUGAUCCAGGAUUCAACGAAUGUCAGGCCCAACUCCACGCUCAUAUUAAGGCGUAUGAAAAACAGGUACGAACCAACAAGUUCUUCCACAAUGACGUGUUUGCGUCGAGGUCUCAUCAUGAUAGUUUUUUCAAGACUUUGGAGAUGGUAUAUUCGAAAAAACGGAUUUUGGUAUCCAUAGACAUUGAAGCGUACGAGUUUCUGCACGAUAUCGUCACAGAAAUUGGGCUUUCUAUUUAUGAUCCUCGCUCCCAUUAUUGUGAAAAUGGGUUUCAAGGACUGGGGAAAAUUAAAAAAGUCCAUAUUAUCAUCAAAGAAAACAUGAAGUAUAGAAACGGCCAGUACGUCCGAGAUAAUCAAGAUAACUUUUUGGGAGGCCCAAGUUACAUCUUAUCGAUCAGAGAGGCUGCCAUGGUGAUGCAAUUAUUAGUGAAUUAUUAUUUCCCUGAGGAUCUUGAGUUUACAAAAUGUGGAGCGUUCGGGGUAUCAUUAGUGGGACAUGAUGUGGGAGGGGACAUUAAAUGGUUAAUGUCUUUAGGGGUGAGGUUCCCAAAAUAUAUUACCGAACACAAUGGAUCACCUAAUAAUCACUUUAUUUUGGACACCCAGAAGCUUUGGAAAUAUACCUUUGGUGAUAGAUACAGUUCUUUAUGGAAGAUUUUGAAUUUCUUUGAGGUUCCUAAUGGCUACUUACACAAUGGGGGCAAUGACGCGUUGUUUACAUUAAUUUUGUUGAUGGUGAUCACCGACCCUGCCAUUCGAAGCUACAAGAACUUUGAUAAAAUGAACCAAUAUUUCCUUCCAGACGAUGUGGCGUUUUGUCUUAAUAAUAACAAGACACCGAAGCCAAACCCCAGCGUGACUUCUUCUUAUACCAGCAAUGCUAUCCAUGUGUAUUCAAAUGAAGAAUAUGCUAAAACUCUUGCUAGGUACGUAGAUAUCUCGAUUGUGUCUGCUACUAAUAUUAAGGAAAAUAUCAAGAUUGAUAGCGUGGGGAAAACUAUUAAGGCCAUAUUCGAAGAUUAUUGA